CCACGCUGUGUGGGCGGGUGCUGCGACAAGGCCAGGAAAAAAACCGUCUCGCAUUUCAACCCCGUCGCCAGCCCGCCCUUGCCUUGGUCAACCACCGAUAAAAAGGCUUCGGGCAACCCGGCUCUGCGAUGCGCACCACCGGCUCGAGCUCCUACGGAACAAUGGGCACCCACGAAAGUGACAACCAAGCCGCCCCCUCGGGCGAUGUCGAGUCCAACGUCCAGCGCCGGCUGGAGCCCCGGCAUCUGCAAAUGAUUGCCAUCGGCGGCACCAUCGGAACCGGCCUCUUCCUGGGCUCGGGCGCAACGGUGGCCUAUGCCGGCCCCCUCGGAUCGCUGGUCUCCUAUGUGCUCGUCUCCAUCAUGGUCUUCUUUGUCGUCACCAGUCUGGGCGAGAUGGCUGCCCUGGUUCCCAUCAGCGGCUCGUUCUCGUCCUACGCCGGUCGCUACGUCGACCCGUCGCUGCAGUUCACCCUCGGCUGGAGCUACUGGCUUCAGUGGGCCGUCUCGCUGCCGGCCGAGCUGAGUGCCCUGGGCCUGAUUGUGCAGUUCUGGACACCCAAUAUCCAGGCCUGGAUCUGGUCCGGCGUUGCCUUGGUGCUGCUGCUGGCGAUCAACCUGUUCAGCGUCCGCGGCUUUGGCGAGACCGAGUACUGGCUCUCGGCCAUCAAGAUCGUCACCGUCUGCAUCUUCAUCAUCGUCGGCAUCGUCCUCAAUGCCGGCGGCAUUCCCGGCCAAGCUGCCGUGGGCUUCAGCUACUGGGCUAUCGACGGCGCCCCCUUCAAGGACGGCUUCUCGGGCAUCUUCAAUGUCUUCCUCCUGGCUUUCUUCUCGUUUGGUGGAACGGAGCUGGUCGGCAUCACCGCUGGCGAAAGCAAGAACCCCUCCAAGGCCAUUCCCAGGGCUAUCCGCGGAACCUUCUGGCGAAUCUUGUUGUUCUAUAUCCUCGCCAUCUUUGUCAUCGGCAUCAACAUCCGCAAUGACGACCCCAGCCUCCUCAACUCAAGCAACAACAACGACAUCACCGUCUCGCCCUUCACGCUUGUCUUCCAGCGAACCGGCGCCAGUGCGGCCGCCCACAUCAUGAACGCCGUCAUCUGCACUGCUGUGCUCUCGGCCUCCAACAGCGCCCUCUAUGCCUCCAGCCGAACGCUCUACGCCCUGGCCAAGGAGGGCAAGGCCCCCCGAAUCUUUGCCCAUACCUCGCGCUCGGGUGUUCCCGCCGCCAGUGUCUUGCUUACGGCUGCCUUUGGCGCCAUCAGCUUCCUUGGAACCUUGUGGGGCAACGGCGUUGUCUUUACUUGGCUGAUCAACAUCACGGGAGUCCUUGGAAUCAUUACCUGGGCGUCCAUCAUUCUGGUUCAGUUCCGGUUCCGUGCGGCCUUCAAGGCUCAGGGACGGCCUCUUUCGGAGCUGCCCUACCGCUCGCCGCUCUAUCCCUUUGGCCCCAUCGUUGCCCUGAUCUUGGCUCUUGGCAUCGUCAUUGCCGAAGGAUACCAGGCCGUCACCACGACUCCAUUUGAUGUCAGAAACAUCAUCGCCACCUACAUCGGAGCCCCAUUCUUUAUUCUCUUGUAUGUUCUGCACAAGCUCAUCACCCGCUCCAAGUUCAUUCCGCUCGAGAAAGUCGACUUGGACUCUGAUCGCGUCACCGAGUCGGACGCCGAUGCCGACGAACAGGGCGCCCCCAAGACCAAGUUCCAGCAGUUCUUGGUCAAGUUGUGGAACGCCAUUGCUUAGACGCCUUGUCUGAGCCGUAUCUACCGACAGUCUGGCACCACUCCUUGCCUCCGGGCUGAGCUUCUUCACCACACUACCACCACCACCACCACCACCACCA
Messenger RNA from Polychytrium aggregatum, 1839 nucleotides. RefSeq names its product amino acid permease/ SLC12A domain-containing protein. Gene Ontology annotation, cellular component: membrane. The record is from RefSeq and is a predicted model, not a curated record. Gene Ontology annotation, molecular function: amino acid transmembrane transporter activity. NCBI's taxonomy places the organism in Eukaryota, Fungi, Chytridiomycota, Chytridiomycetes, Polychytriales. The coding region runs from base 129 to 1739 and encodes 536 amino acids. Gene Ontology annotation, biological process: amino acid transmembrane transport. The transcript has 7 exons.